This is a messenger RNA of Annulohypoxylon truncatum, 1911 nucleotides long. RefSeq names its product putative cellobiose dehydrogenase. Bases 44 to 1813 code for a protein of 589 amino acids. The transcript is spliced from 8 exons. Lineage: Eukaryota; Fungi; Ascomycota; Sordariomycetes; Xylariales; Hypoxylaceae. Gene Ontology annotation, molecular function: oxidoreductase activity, acting on CH-OH group of donors; flavin adenine dinucleotide binding. The record is from RefSeq and is a predicted model, not a curated record.
UACUCUUCAAAAGCUCAACCACACGAGACUUAGCUUAGUGGAUAUGCAUGGCAAUUUAUACCUAAGCGCCGCUGUGACGGCAGCAUGGUUUCUACUCCAGCCAUGCGCAGCCCGACCUAACAUAAAACUGGAACCGCCAGUCUGCUCCAACGUUACCUCGGGCGACCAGACAUGGGACUACAUCAUCGUAGGCUCGGGAGCCGGCGGCAUCCCCCUCGCAGACCGGCUCUCGGAGGCCGGGCACACGGUGCUGCUCCUCGAGAAAGGGCCGCCGUCGACGGGGCUCUGGGGCGGGACCAUGAAGCCGGCGUGGCUGUCCAACGCGACGCUGACGCGGUUCGACGUGCCCGGGCUCGCGAACGAGAUCUGGCACGACCCCAGCGGCGUCGUGUGCACGGAUGUCGACCAGAUGGCCGGCUGCGUGCUCGGCGGCGGCGUCGCCGUCAACUCCGGGCUCUGGUGGAAGCCGCACCCGGACGACUGGGAUACCAGCGGAUGGCCGGAGGGCUGGCGUAGCGCUGACGUCGCGGAUGCGACGGCGCGGGCGUUCGAGCGUAUCCCUGGGACUACGCACCCUAGCGCUGAUGGCAGGCUGUACCUGCAGCAAGGGUUCGAGGCGCUGGCGGCGGGACUCAAUGCGAGUGGCUGGAAUUUUAUUGUGCCGAACGAACACCCCGAGCUCAAGGACCGCACGUUCGGACAUAGCACGCAUAUGUUUGCCAAUGGCGAGCGGGGAGGCCCGCUGGCGACGUAUCUGCUCGAGGCCAGUCGGCGCGAGGGGUUCGCGCUCUGGAUGAAUACGACGGCGAGGCGGGUCGUGAGGGACGGCAGCCGCGCGACGGGCGUCGAGAUCGAGUGUACUAAGAAUGCGGCUGGGCAUGCGGGUGUUGUUUCGGUUACGCCGGGGACCGGACGCGUGAUCUUGUCUGCUGGGGCAUUUGGCUCGGCUAAGCUGCUUUUUAGAAGUGGAAUUGGGCCGAAGGACCAAUUGGAUAUUGUGAAGAAUUCGACUUCAGAUGCGACGACGAUGAUACCUGAGGACUCCUGGAUCGAUCUUCCGGUGGGAUAUAACCUGAUCGACCAUGUCGGGACUGAUAUCGAAGUUGCCCAUCCCGAUGUUGUCUUCUACGAUUUCUACGCGGCAUAUAAUAAGCCAAUCCUGAGCGACACGGAGAUAUAUCUGCAGAACAGAACUGGAAUUCUUGCCCAAGCAGCACCAAACUUAGGGCCUAUUUUUUGGGAAAUUAUCCCCGGCCCUGACGGUAUCGAUCGACACUUGCAUUGGCAAGCUAGAGUGGAAGGGUCUUCGAAUACUUCUAUGACUAUAACACAAUAUCUCGGGACUGGAUCUACGUCAAGGGGGCGCAUGGUGAUCACCCCUCAACUUAACACUCGCGUGUCUGUCCCGCCCUACCUUCGCGAGGCCAACGAUAGGGCUGCUGUCAUCGAGGGACUUGAGAGAGUCCGCAAGUACUUUGAGCCCAUCUCAAAUCUUACAUGGGUUCGCCCCAUGUCUAAUCAGACGUCAGCACAGUUCGUGGACUCGAUCCCCGCAGUUCCAGCAUCUCGAUGCUCAAAUCACUGGGUCGGGACUGCGAAGAUGGGAGUGGAUGAUGGCCGAGAGGCUAACGGUACAUCUGUCGUCGACACGAAUACCAAAGUCUAUGGGAUGGAUAACCUCUUUAUUGUUGAUGCUUCCAUAUUCCCAGGAAUGAUGACCGGGAAUCCUUCUGCAAUGAUUGUCUCAGCAGCUGAACAUGCGGCUAGGAAAAUAUUAGCGCUUGAACCCCCGAAAGUGAUUGCUGCAAAUUAGGAUAUAUUUGGAUGGCAGGGUGCUCACAAGGAACAACAAGGCUAAACUUAGUGUAGUAUAUCACAUAUCAAAUACCACAAAUAUGCAUCUCUAGUAAA